Messenger RNA from Talpa occidentalis (Iberian mole), 1491 nucleotides. It is a transcript of the gene KLF8, whose product is annotated as KLF transcription factor 8. The transcript is spliced from 8 exons. NCBI's taxonomy places the organism in Eukaryota, Metazoa, Chordata, Mammalia, Eulipotyphla, Talpidae. The record is from RefSeq and is a predicted model, not a curated record. Gene Ontology annotation, biological process: DNA integration. Gene Ontology annotation, molecular function: nucleic acid binding. Bases 130 to 1491 code for a protein of 453 amino acids.
UAGCAACUAACCACCGCUUCAUAAACUCGGGGGAAAGGUCGGAAGCACUGUGGAAAGGCCAGGAGGACGAGUGAUUCUGUUUGCUCGCUAAAUAGGGAUGAAAAUCUAAGUCUCGCAGAUGCAGCUUUAAUGGGGUUUGCUGUGCGAGGCAGUGAGGACCCGGUUCCGCCAGCUCAACUCCGGCCCCGCCCCGUCGACCCUGGCCAGAGACUGGGAGGAAAGGAUGCCUUCGCAGUCGCAGAAUCUGAAAAUUUGGAUAAAUUCAUAAACAACUUGGAACUCCAACUUAAAUCAGAAGGUGGAUCAAUGCAUGUAUUCAAACAGGUUACUGGCUCUGUUCAGAUUAGAGAUUCCCCUAAGACAGCAGACAGAGGUAAUAUGACAUCUCCACCACUCCUGGAUGCCAACUCUAUGGAGAACCCAGCACUGUUUAAUGACAUCAAGAUUGAGCCCCCAGAAGAACUUCUGGCUAAUGAUUUCAACCUGCCCCAGGUGGAACCAGUCGACCUCUCCUUUCACAAGCCAAAAGCUCCUCUCCAACCUGCUAGCAUGCUGCAGGCUCCAAUACGUCCUCUCAAGUCACAUCCUGCUCCCCAGACCCUUGUAGUAUCCACUUCAACAUCUGACACAAGCACUUCGGCAAAUAUCCCUACAGUUCUGACUCCAGGCUCUAUCCUGGCCCAUCAGGGCACUGGUAGCCAGCAAAUCUUACAUGUGAUUCACACCAUCCCCUCAGUCAGUCUGCCAGAUAAGCUGGGUAGCCUGAAGACCAUCCCAGUGGUGGUGCAGUCGCUGCCCAUGGUGUAUACUACUUUGCCUGCAGAUGGGGGCUCUGCAGCUAUUACAGUCCCACUCAUUGGAGGAGAUGGCAAAAAUGCUGGAUCAGGACUGAAGAGGCCCGGUCUCUUCAACCCCGAUAAACUUCGAGGAGCCCAAGGUAACGGUCAAGGUAGCAGACACCAUCAACAGAUAGACACCAUCAACAGGUGGGUAGAAGCCUUUCCUACCACUAGAGAAAUGGCACAGGUGGUAACUGAAGCCCUAAUUAACCACAUCAUUCCACGCUUUGGUCUCCCCAACACUAUCCAGUCAGACAACGGACCUGCCUUUAUUUCAAGAUUACUCAACAGACAGCUACUCCAAGAACAUGCAGAUCGCUAUCUGCUGCAACCUGUGCCUAUGUCACCUGAAGCGCCUGUCAACCCACUGAACCCUGGAGACCAGGUUCUUCUAAAAGCCAUUUCUCCAAAACCACUCCAACCAAAGUGGACAGUUCUACACAAGAUCAUCCUGACUACAACAAUGGCUGUCAAGGUCUUAGGCGACACAUCCUGGCAUCACCUGUCCAGGGUCAAACAAUUCCGUGUUGACAAGCAGUAUGUAUGCGAGCACUUGGGCCCAACUCAGCAUGUGACCAAGGAGUACCUAGGGACCCCCAAACUUGCAUGCUCUAAAGGGAUCCAGCCAUUCAUGCACAUAAAGGCAAAGUAG